UGUCAUGGCAGCUCGAGCAGCAGCGGCGCGCAUCCCUCGUCUUCGACUCUUCAGCGGUCCAAAUUGCUCGCUUUGCGAUAUCGCAAAGGCCGAGCUUGCACAAGUACGGAAAACUGUGAGCCUUCCAUCCGACUUUGCCUGCCACCACUUUUACUUUCCCUCCUACCGCUUCCCCUUUGCCUGCCGCCACUUUUCCCUGCCACCACUUCCUCCUCCAGCCAUCAGCAUCCCUACUCGAUCUAACAUGCGCCCCCCAGCACGACUUCGAGCUCGAGACAAUCAAUAUCCAGGCUCCCGGCCAGGAGUCCUGGAAGCGGAAGUAUGUGUACUGGAUCCCCGCGCUGCACAUCGACGGAAAGGAGGUAGCGAAGGGAAGAUGGGACGCGCAGACGGUGACCGAGGCGCUGGAGAGGUGGAAGCAGGAGCAAGCCGCGCAGGGGAGGCAGGAGGAACAGGCGGCGGCAACGACGAAUACAGACGCCGACUCAAAGAGCACAUAGAAGAGCAGUUGAAGCUUGUCCCGUCGCACUGCCUCUACUUCGAACAAGACUUCCCCGGCGAGCCGGGGUAUACUUUCCGCGGUGUCUACGAGCGCGUGACGGACGAGGUGCUGGGGGAAGAGGACGAGGACGCUAUAGACCCCCACCCCUCCCACUCGAAUGCCCUCCCCUCUCACUCAAAUGCCCACCCAUCCCGCUCGCGCUGCUUCAACUGCGGCUCCCCCGAACACAUCCUCGCCGCCUGCCCCGAUCCCAUCUCGCGCCCGCUCGUCGCGCUGUCACGCCAGAUGCACGACUUUUACCGCGGGAACGCGAGUGCGUCGGGCUCUGGCGGGCGACUUUGGGUGGUCGAGGAGUGGCGGAGUCAACGGCUGGGCUGGUUGGACGAGUUUCAGCCGGGCGAGGUGCGGAGCGAGGGUCUGCGCGAGGCACUUGGGAACGAUGGGCAGCCUUGGCUGGAGAACAUGAUGAUUUGGGGCUAUCCUCCGGGAUGGUAUAGCGCUGAGGACCCUCGCGAGCGUGUGCGCGCUAUCAUCGAAGGGGACACUGAACCUGAGGAGUUUCAAGCCGAUGAGUCUUUCGCUGUUCAUCAUGACGAAGGCGUGGAGGGCGUCAGCUUCACCUUGCCCUCGUCGGAAGACACCUCUGAACCGGCGCAAGACAAAGAGGACGUACGCGCGCCUUCUGUACCCAAGUCGUCCCAAGCGCCUCGCCGAUGGGCGAAGUACCCUCCCGACCUAUUCUCGUCGGACCACCUCAGCGUCUACAAUGGAUUUACCCUUCCUCUGUUCGAUGGAUUGCCGCCUCCGCCUUGCUCAUGGGAUGCUCCACUACCUCAGCCACCGUCGGGCUUACCGCCACCGCUGCCUCCAGGUUCUCCUCCACCUCCUCCGCCAGGUUCUCCGCCGCCAUUACCUCCCCCUGGUCUACCGCCUUCGCCUCCGCCGCUACCUGAUUUACUGUCUCCUCUGCCUCUUCCUUCGACCCCGCCGCCUGUGCCUUCGCAGACCCAACCACUGUCGGCAGUGGAGGACACGCGCAUCUCGCGAUCUGCGAAUACCGCACGGGCUGACGUCCAGCGAGAUGAGAGCGCUGCACCUCACACUCAUGAAUCCCUCGACAAGGCCCCAGCUCCGCCUCCGAUGGAAACCUCGUUGGCGUCGCAGCUUCAAACACCCGAAGCAGCUCCAUUCUCCCCAGCCUUUUCUUUGCGGCCGUAUUUCGAGCGAUAUGGCUUUCCCCACUUCCUGAAGGCUGUAUAUAUCGAGCCUUCAUCGCAGCCAGAUAGUCCAGACGAGGGCGAGCAAGAUAUGGUAUUCUCCGAUGAUGAAUAAUGCGAGGGUGGUCGUAAAAUAGUUGUCUAAUGUGAUGCAAGUAGCCGGAGCAGCGAUCGCUAGCAGUACGAACAU
Messenger RNA from Schizophyllum commune H4-8, 1909 nucleotides. RefSeq lists its product as uncharacterized. Lineage: Eukaryota; Fungi; Basidiomycota; Agaricomycetes; Agaricales; Schizophyllaceae. Bases 5 to 1834 code for a protein of 609 amino acids. Gene Ontology annotation, molecular function: RNA binding; zinc ion binding. The transcript is spliced from 2 exons. Gene Ontology annotation, cellular component: catalytic step 2 spliceosome. The record is from RefSeq and is a predicted model, not a curated record.